Nematostella vectensis (starlet sea anemone) is the source of this 1498-nucleotide messenger RNA. RefSeq names its product polyadenylate-binding protein 7. The transcript has a single exon. Gene Ontology annotation, molecular function: RNA binding. NCBI's taxonomy places the organism in Eukaryota, Metazoa, Cnidaria, Anthozoa, Actiniaria, Edwardsiidae. The coding region runs from base 126 to 1388 and encodes 420 amino acids. The record is from RefSeq and is a predicted model, not a curated record.
AGAGUGCGAGAGCGCGGUUGCUUAGCUCGUGCACACGAUAAACUGUAAAAGAGGUCUGUGCUCCGGUGGAAUUAGAUGGUGCUCAAAUUUGCCAAGUCACAGACAAUAUCUGCCACAAAUAAGCCAUGUUUUUUUCACUAUCAAGGUUGAAGCUACCAUACCCGGCAUUUAGUCGGAUUCUGCGAACUGUAAGCGAGCAGAAAUUCGGCUGUGUGUUUUUCGAGAAGCCAGCAUGGCCGCCGACUCGUGGGAUGUGUGCAAUUGGGAAACUCGCGGAGAUACAACACUCGAUUCAAGAAUUGUUAUCCCACAAAGAAGAGCACGACCAAAGGACAAUAUACAUUCGUGAUUUUCGCCCGGAUAUUAGGAAAUCCUCAUUGGAAUCUGUAUUUGGGCCUUACGGGGCGAUUGAGGACCUAUCGAUUAUCAGAACACAGACGGGCAAGUCAAAGGGUUUUGGGUAUGUGACCUAUGAGAAUGCAGAAAGUGCUCAGAGAGCUCUGGCUGGCACUCAUAUUAUAGAUGGCAAAUGGGUGAUUGCAGAGCCGAAAAUGCCUACAAGAAAUCUAGCUGGGAGGUCAAAGAAGAUUCGAGUAUUAAAUGUCCCACAAGAUCUUACCCGAAAUGAACUAGAGUCGUACUUUUCUCGAUUUGGUAAUGUUAAAGGGAUCGAUUUUGUCGUUGUUGACCCCAUCACUAAAGAAAGGAAAGAUUAUUGUUUUGUUGAGUUCGAGUGUGAAUCUGGUGCUCUGAAAGCCGUGGAAACACAGUCCCACAUUAUUAAUAAAUGUAAUGUCCAAGUACAAUUUUCAACAUCAAAGUUUGGCUACUUGCCCCACACCAAGGAGGUUAUUGUAAGGGCCCUGGGCAAUGAUGUCACUGUUGAUGCUCUUCAAAAGUACUUUUCUGGUUAUGGAGAUUUGGUCCGUGUUGAUCUUGUUUGUAACCGGCACCAACACAGUAGUAAUACUUAUGCCUUCGUGAAAUUUGAAAAUCCAGAAACUGCUAACCUUGUAUCAAAAUUAGAUUCUCAUAUUAUAGAUGGCCAGGAGGUUGUUGUAAAGAAAACGGCCCUUAAAUACCCAAUGAGAAACAGACACUUGAAAGUAUUUGUCGAAGGUUUGCCAGAACAGACAGACCCCAAAGAACUUGUUAACUACUUGUCAAAAUUUGGAGAAGUGACAGCACUGAAGGGGAAGCAGUUUCAACGGCAAGGGUGUGGUGUUGUCAUGUUUCGAUCACAAUCAAGUAUCCAGGCAUUGAUAUCACACACAAAGCAUAGAUUCAAUGGCAAACCUUUCUCAGUUAGGCAGCUUUGCUGGACCAAGGGUCAGUCACUAUUUGAUCUUGCCUUUAGCAGGCAUUUUAGGGACAAAAGAAGAAAGUGAAUGCUUAGUUUAUUAUAACUUUGUUUUAACCCAUUUAAAACACUGAAUCAGUUCAUGGCAGUGCAAAUGUAUGUUUUAUAAGUGUUGUAAUAAAUGAGAAGCAGUGGAAA